Lodderomyces oxycetoniae is the source of this 2379-nucleotide messenger RNA. It is a transcript of the gene MES1, whose product is annotated as methionine--tRNA ligase. The transcript has a single exon. NCBI's taxonomy places the organism in Eukaryota, Fungi, Ascomycota, Pichiomycetes, Serinales, Debaryomycetaceae. Gene Ontology annotation, biological process: methionyl-tRNA aminoacylation. Gene Ontology annotation, cellular component: cytosol; aminoacyl-tRNA synthetase multienzyme complex. Gene Ontology annotation, molecular function: methionine-tRNA ligase activity; ATP binding. Bases 1 to 2379 code for a protein of 792 amino acids. The record is from RefSeq and is a predicted model, not a curated record.
AUGAGUACGAGUACGAGUAUAGAGGUAUUUGGAUCCAGAGGAUCUUCCUUGAUCUCUUUGGUGAAUAAUUUAAAGUUGUCAAUAGCUUUAGCAGUUUACAGGCCAGACGUGAAUAUUCAAAUCCAAAUCCCCGAGAGUGCUGAUGAUGAGAUAAAGGGUAAGGACAAGAGUGUUUUACUAAGGGAUAAGAAAACAGGGUUUGAAUUGGUAGAAGUAAACGCUAUUGUUAAAUACUUGGCCAACGAUUUCACUAAUAAUGAGUUUCUUCAGUUUGAAGAGUCGAGAUUACACAAGGCGUUAUUGACCAAUCAAAAAAAGGCAUUGUUAGUAGAAGCUUUAAGUAAUACUCCAAGACCAGCCGUGCCAUUAUUGUCGGACAAAAUGGACCUGGCUCCCAACCCCACCCAGAUUAUCUUAUUCGCAGCAUUAUAUCCAGUCUACAAUGGCUUGAGCGAAGCGCCUACUUGGUUUCAAGAGCUUGGCAAAAACCCCAAGAUAUCGUCAUCAUUACCAGGCGUUGCCAAAUUAGAAAGACCAAAAGAGAAAAACACCGGUGCGCAAAAGCUUACAAAGAACCAUCUCGUUAAGAAGCAAGCAGACAGAAUUGUACCCAAACCUGACGAGCGUAAUAUCUUAAUCACAUCAGCUUUACCAUAUGUUAACAAUGUACCACAUUUGGGGAACAUUGUUGGGUCCGUUUUGAGUGCUGAUAUAUAUGCCAGGUAUGCCAAGAACCGUAAUUACAAUGCGAUAUACAUUUGUGGUACCGAUGAAUACGGUACAGCAACAGAAACAAAGGCAUUAGAAGAUGGUGUUACUCCACAACAGUUAUGUGACAAGUACCACAAGAUUCAUAAAGAGGUGUAUGAUUGGUUUGAUAUUGGAUUUGAUUACUUUGGAAGGACUACAACUCCAACGCAAACUGAAAUUGCUCAAGAUAUCUUUACAAAAUUGUACAAUAAUGGCUAUUUAGAGGAGAAAACUACUGAGCAGUUGUAUUGCGAACACCACAACUCAUUCUUGGCAGAUAGGUUUGUAGAAGGUACGUGUCCAAAAUGUGCAUACGAAGAUGCAAGAGGAGACCAGUGUGACAAAUGUGGACAAUUGUUGGAUCCCUUAGACUUGAUUGAACCUCGAUGUAAAGUUGAUGGUACAAAGCCCGUUGUAAAACCAUCAACUCACAUUUACCUCAAGUUAAACGAAUUAGAGGAACCUUUGAAAAAAUGGGUUGACUUGUCUAGUGAAAAAGGAGCUUGGUCAAAAAACUCCAAAACCAUUACAAAUUCUUGGAUUAAGCAAGGGUUGGAGCCUAGAUGUAUCACAAGAGAUUUGAAAUGGGGUACACCUGUUCCUCUCCCGGGUUACGAAAAUAAAGUCUUGUAUGUUUGGUUCGAUGCCACAAUCGGAUAUGUUUCCAUCACCGCAAACUAUUUCAAAGGCAUUCAACAAGAAGAAAAAAGAGGAAAAGGAGAAGGAGAAGGAGAAGGAGAAGGAGAAGGUUCUACUGAAUAUUGGAAGCAAUGGUGGAGGAAUCCAGAAAAUGUCGAUUUGUAUCAAUUUAUGGGUAAGGAUAAUGUACCAUUCCACACGGUUGUUUUCCCUGCCACGGAAAUCGGUACAGGUGAUAAUUGGACCAAGCUACACCAUUUGAGCACUACCGAGUAUUUGCAAUAUGAAGGAGGCAAAUUCUCCAAAUCGCGAGGUAUUGGAGUUUUCGGUAACAAUGCCAAACAAACUGGAGUUGCCUCAAGUGUAUGGAGAUACUACUUGGCCUCAAACAGACCGGAAACUAGUGAUGCUCACUUUUCAUGGGACGAUUUCGUAACCAAGAACAAUAGUGAGUUAUUAGCCAACUUGGGUAACUUUGUCAAUCGUAUUGUUAAGUUUGCUAUUGCCAAAUAUAACGGUGUUUUGCCCAAAUAUGACACAAGGAAUAUCCCAAACUAUGAAGGAGGAUUUGUUUCUGAAAUCAACUCACUCUUAUCGACUUAUAUUGCAAACAUGGAAGCAGUUAAUUUGAGAAAAGGGUUGGAAACAGCAAUGUUGAUUUCUUCGAGAGGAAAUCAGUUUUUGCAAGAAAACAAAUUGGACAACUCUUUAUAUAAUAACUUUCCGGAAAAAUCCGAUGCCGUUGUUGUAACUGCAUUGAACUUGGUUUAUUUGGUUGGAGCGGUUAUCUCGCCAUUUAUGCCCGAAAUUGCCAAUAAGAUCAAUGAGAUGUUGAAUGCUCCUGCAUUAUCAAUAACCGAUGAAUUUGUACCUGUAUUACAGCCGGGACACCAUAUUGGCAAGGCUCAAUAUUUGUUUACUAGAAUUGAUGAAAAGAAGGUUGAAGAAUGGAGAAAGUUAUAUGGGGGACAAAAGAAAACAGAAGCUUGA